AUGGGUCUCACAUUUUCGAAGCUGUUCGAUAAGCUAUGGGGAAAGAAGGAGAUGCGCAUUCUCAUGGUCGGUCUUGACGCUGCCGGAAAGACCACCAUUCUCUACAAGCUCAAGCUUGGUGAAAUCGUCACCACCAUCCCCACCAUCGGUUUCAACGUCGAGACCGUCGAGUACAAGAACAUUCAGUUCACCGUGUGGGAUGUCGGCGGUCAGGACAAGAUCCGUCCUCUGUGGAGGCAUUACUUCCAGAACACCCAGGGUAUCAUCUUCGUCGUUGACAGCAACGAUCGCGACCGUGUUGUUGAGGCGCGUGAGGAGCUCCAGCGCAUGCUGAACGAGGACGAGCUGCGGGACGCUCUCCUCCUUGUCUUUGCCAACAAGCAGGAUUUGCCUAACGCCAUGAACGCCGCUGAGAUCACCGACAAGCUUGGUCUUCACAGCCUCCGACAACGUGCCUGGUACAUCCAGUCGACUUGCGCUACCUCCGGUGACGGUCUCUACGAGGGUCUCGAGUGGUUGAGCAACUCUCUCCGCAAGGCCGGUCACAACUAA
Molecule: messenger RNA, 552 nt
Organism: Alternaria ethzedia
Lineage: Eukaryota; Fungi; Ascomycota; Dothideomycetes; Pleosporales; Pleosporaceae
Exons: 4
Coding region: 1-552 (183 amino acids)
Biological process (GO): intracellular protein transport; vesicle-mediated transport
Cellular component (GO): plasma membrane; cytoplasm
Molecular function (GO): GTPase activity; GTP binding
Source: RefSeq, a predicted model, not a curated record